Molecule: messenger RNA, 726 nt
Organism: Hymenoscyphus albidus
Lineage: Eukaryota; Fungi; Ascomycota; Leotiomycetes; Helotiales; Helotiaceae
Source: the annotation of a GenBank genome assembly
AUGGGGCGCGUCAACCGCCGAUCUUCGUUUACCCAAGACACCUCUCACAUCUCUGCAAUCCGAAAGCACAAAAAGUACCCAAUCCUCUCUCAUCGCCAAGCUCAGGUCGUCCCCCUCAACCCGCGUUUCCUCCAGCAAUGCUAUGGCAAUCAAGUCUGGUAUGACUCUCGAUCUCGCACCUUUCGCAAAACCUCCAACGAGAAUAUCAGCCCCCGAGAGCUUGAGCAACACUAUGACAACCAGAUCUGGUACGACCAACGAUGAGGUGUCUUCCGCUAGGUGUCUGAUAACAACCUCUACCAACCAUCCCGGUCAUAUUACAGCAGAUCAAUUGGCUACGAGCAAGCUUCAAGCCGUACUACAAGCUACACCUCAAAUUUCUACCAAUCUUCAAGUCGCUUAGCAAGCUACAGCUCUCGAAACUCUACCCAACGCACCAUUUCCAGCUCCUACAAUUCUGCCACCAGCUCUCGUUCUCGCCGUGGUAUCUCCCGGAACACAUUACACCCUGCCAACAAAUCUGAUGCAGAGUGGCUUGAGGAAAAUGGACAUAAGCGAUUGGUCGAUUUCACCCGAUCUCUCGGUUUGGAUAUAUGGUCUUGGAAGCGAGCAAAGCCGAUCUUGCAUGGCGUUCGCGCUGAGGAGGAGGCGCGCUGGGAGGAAGAGCAGAUGUGGUUAAUGGAGAGAACUGAGAGAGAUGGUGAUAUUAAGAUGACGAUGGAUUGA